Messenger RNA from Culex quinquefasciatus (southern house mosquito), 4699 nucleotides. Its product is annotated as protein stoned-B. Gene Ontology annotation, biological process: regulation of endocytosis; synaptic vesicle endocytosis; clathrin-dependent endocytosis. Gene Ontology annotation, cellular component: AP-2 adaptor complex; synaptic vesicle. The transcript is spliced from 6 exons. The record is from RefSeq and is a predicted model, not a curated record. The coding region runs from base 37 to 3936 and encodes 1299 amino acids. Gene Ontology annotation, molecular function: clathrin-cargo adaptor activity. NCBI's taxonomy places the organism in Eukaryota, Metazoa, Arthropoda, Insecta, Diptera, Culicidae.
GGAGAACGAGCUAAUCGACUAAAGCAAACAAGCAAGAUGGCGAAUCCCUUCCUGAUGGAAGAUGAGCCGCUGGCUGAGCCGGUGUCGAAUCCGUUUCUGUUUGGUGAUGACGCACAAGAGGAAGCCGACGGGGUGGUGGACGACAAUCCGUUCUUGGCGCCGGCCCGCAAUCCGUUCGCGGACUUUGGUGCAGAGGCGGAAGAACCUGGCACGGGACCUGUGGGGAUCAACGCGGUGGUCACGACCGGUGCCGACCUCUUCGGGGUUAACGACUCCGUGGUGUACCAGCAGCCGGCCAUGCUGCCUCGGCAGCAAUCCAACGGAGCCAACUUCUUCGACACCACGAUCAACGAGGACGACGAUCUGAUCAUGCCGAAACCAACGCAGCUACAUCUGGGACCGCACACGAACAACAACCUGCUCGACGAUGGUAUGAUCAAUGCGUACUCCAGCGAGGACGAGCUGAAAGGGGCUUCAGCUGGGCAGGUCAACAACGGUCGAGGACCUCCACCGCGGCCCAUGCCUCCGGUGUCGCAGGCCACCCAACAGCUGAUCAGUUCGUUGGCCGAUCAGCUCGACCAAACCAGCACAAAUUUGCUGCAAAAGAUCCCGGCUACCAGAACGCCCAGUCCGGUGUCCAUGAGAGAUCUGCACUCUCCCAGUCCGACACCCGAUUUUGGCGAUCUGUUGUCCGUGACCGACCAACCACCGGCUGGUACCGGCGGCCUUCCACCGCAACCCGAUAAUCCAUUUGCUGAUCCCCCAGUUCCUGUCGUUGCCAAGCCCGAAGUUCCGAAGCCUCCUCGUCCAAGACCUCCUCCACCACGUCCGGCUCCACCCAGAAGUUCCCUUGCCUCAUCACCCGUAGCCGCCGCUGCUCCGCCAGUUCCUCAAGCCCCGGCCACCCAGCAGGAAGCGGACCUGUUUGACCUGUUCGGAACCACCUCGACUGCCAAGACUGCUCCGCCAAAGCCACCGGCUCCCAAAACAAAGGAAGACAUCCUUUCGCUGUUUGCUGCACCCGCUCCGUCGGCUUCGCCGACUCCAGCCGUACAGGAAGUCAAGCAGCGCGAUCUUCUCAGCGAUGAUUUCUUCGAAACUCCAGCCGAACCCUCGGAACCGUUUGUCUGCAAUUUGGCUGAGAAUCUUGUGCAAGCUCAAGCUCCGGAACCGGCGGUUGAAGAACCGAUGGUUGAAGAAGCGAUCGCUCAAGAGCCGUUCCCACCACCGGAAGUCCCGGCUGAACCGUACAUCCCAGUUCCCGAGCAACCGAUGAUGGAACCAUCUCCGGAGAUUGUUCUGGAAGGCCCCCCACCAUCCGACGACUACAUGCACUCGGCGGCCGACUCGUCCGAGUACAGCCCAACUGGUUCGAACAUCACGUCCGGAAACUUCCCCAGCUCCGUUUCCGGCAGCAUCGUAAACAUCGCCGUUAUGGAAAAGACUGACGAGCUCGUCGAGCAGGAACCUUCCCUGGAGGAGGAGGAGUACAACCACGUGGACGCCGUUCCGCCAGUCGUUUCCACCGUCGCGUCCCAGCUGUUCUACUCGGAGCCGGAAACUACGAUGGCUUACACAACCGAACCGGAAACGGUCAAUCCGUUUGCGAUGGACGACGAACCAGCUGUGGUGGUGGCGCCUCCAGCCAUGGACUACGCGAACGAACUGUUCGGGAACGCCGAGAACAACAACCCUGUUGUUGCCGCCGUGGACAACUUUGCACAAAUCCAGACGCAGGAACCGGACGAGUUUGACUCGUUUGCGGCCAAGUUCGAGGGCACGCAGAACAAGGUCGCGAGCAACAACAUCUUCCUGGACGAGGCUCCUGGGGCCGUUUCGGACGAUGCUUUUGGGGCGGCGGAUGCGUGGGGAACGGGCGGAGUGCCGAGUGGUGGAGGGUUCGAUGGGGGCGAUGGGUUUGGAACCGAGGACGGGUUCGACGAUCCGUUCCUGUCGAUGCAGGCACCGCCGCCGGUGCCGGAGGGAACACCGUUUGGACGAUGCCACUCGGGAGAUUCGGACGAGGGAACAAAUACGUUCAACGUGGUUAUUCGACCGAAGGAAGGAAUGGACGUUGGGUUGGCACCGGCUUUGGCGCCUCCACCGAGGAGUCCGCAGACGGCUUCGAUCUACUCGGGAGACUCGUCUCCACGUGUUGUUAAUCCGUUCGAAAUGGGAGCCGAUGACGAUGCAGCGCUGGCAGCUGUUCCGGAUGCUACUCCGCAACUGCAGCGAACCGACUCGCAGGAGACGCCGCCGACGCCACUGUUUGACGACGAUGUGUCGCAGCCGCUGGAGGACUUCCCGCGCGUCGUCUACUCUGGAGACGUCUGGGAGAUGCAGCUGCGGCAGCCGAACAAGAAGAAGAUAACCGGUCAGCGGUUCUGGAAGAAGAUUUUCGUGCGGCUGGUGUUCCAAGGGGACAGUCCGGUGCUGCAGCUGUACAACGCCGAGAAGGACAAGGAUCCGUUCCAGGAGCUUCCGCUGCAGGCUUGCUACUCGGUUUCGGAGAUUGGAGCGCAGCAGUACGACAACUUUGGCAAGAUCUUCACGAUCAAGUUGCAGUACGUGUUCUACAAGGAGCGACCGGGGGUGAGACCGGGUCAGGUGACAAAGGCGGAACGGUUGACGAACAAGCUGAGCCAGUUUGCGGCGUACGCCAUUCAGGGGGAUUACCAGGGGGUUAAGGAGUUGGGAAGUGAUCUGAAGAAGCUGGGACUGCCGGUGGAGCACGCUCCGCAGAUAUCGCAGCUGUUCAAGCUGGGCUCGAUGAACUACGAGGAUAUGAAGCAGUUUUCGGUGUGCAUCGAGGAAGCGCUGUUCAAGAUGAACGUUCACCGGGAUCGUGCACUGACGUACAAGACGGAGGAGGUUCAGGUGACGGCUGUGGAUGAGCUGUACGUGGAACAGGAUGCCGAGGGUCACGUAGACAAGCAGAUUGCUCGAGUAAGACUGUUCUUCUUGGCGUUCCUAUCGGGAAUGCCCGACAUCGAGCUGGGCGUGAACGACCUGUGGCGCCAGGGCAAGGAGGUUGUCGGACGGCACGAUAUCAUACCGGUUGUGACGGAGGAGUGGAUCCGGUUGGAGGGCGUCGAGUUUCACGGUUGUGUUCAGCAGGACGAGUAUGAGCGUAGUCGUACGAUCAAGUUCAAACCGCCGGACGCGUGCUACAUCGAGCUGAUGCGCUUCCGGAUUCGUCCGCCGAAGAAUCGGGAGCUUCCACUGCAGCUGAAGGCGACUUGGUUGGUAACUGGUAAUAAGGUAGAACUGCGAGCGGACGUGCUGGUGCCCGGGUUUGCCUCGAGGAAGCUCGGACAGAUUCCGUGCGAGGAUGUUUCCAUUAGGUUCCCGAUUCCGGAAUGUUGGAUCUACUUGUUCAGAGUGGAGAAGCACUUUAGAUAUGGUUCGGUCAAGUCAGCGCAUCGUCGCACGGGUAAAAUCAAGGGCAUCGAGCGGUUCCUGGGUACGGUGGAGACCCUCCAGGAAUCCCUGAUCGAGGUGACGUCCGGCCAGGCCAAGUACGAGCACAACCACCGGGCGAUCGUUUGGCGCUGCUCGAGGCUGCCCAAGGAGGGUCAGGGAGCGUACACGACGCAUCAGCUCGUCUGCCGGAUGGCGCUGACCAGCUUCGACCAGAUCCCGGAACAGCUCGCCCCGUACGCGUACGUUGAGUUCACGAUGCCGGCGACGCAGGCCUCGCACACGACGGUCCGCUCAAUCAGCGUGCAGGAGUCCGAGAGUGACGAUCCGCCGGAGAAGUACGUGCGCUAUCUGGCCCGGCACGAGUACCGCGUCGGCAUCGAGCACACGACGAACGAAUCGGUCAACCCGUACCUGGCGGCCACGACCGUCAAGCGGGAGCAACCGAUCCAGGAGGAACAGCCGAUGGCCACGACGCCGAUAGCGCCCAGCGAUUCAGACUCGGAUUCGAACUAAGUUGGCGUUUGUUUACGUUUGGCGCGGCACAGCGCUGCUUACAUACAAUCUAGUGGUCCAUGAGUUUUGCUUACCGUUUGAAAGGUGAUGAAUUGGGCUUUUCUUUGGAAAUUUGCGUUCAGAUUUAGAAAAGGGGAUCCCAGUGCAAAAUCAAAAUACUGAUUUCGAAAUGGUGCAGCUAUACAGCGCGAGCGGAACACGGUAUGCUCUAUUUAAUCAACUCUCAAUGUUUGGGCACGUGCCCCAACGCAUGACAUGGAACUGUCAUUGAUAAUGAAACAAAAGAAAACUUAAAACAUAGGUGUUACUGAAUUAUAUUAGUUUGACAAUAAAAUACAUUUAUUACAUAAACGAGUAAGCUUAAACCAAACCAGAGACGAAAAGUAUUACCAGUUAUAUAUCAUAGAUGGCAACACUAGUUUUUAUUUGUAAAAUGUAUUGUUGUCCACUCAGUUACUUCUUGAAAUCAGUUAUUCCAUUAGACACUUUGGAAGAUUAUUCAACUUUCUUGUCUGUACAUAAUUAAUUUGUGAAUUAAUUAACGAUCAAAUUCUAGUCAUUAGUUGAAUAGCAAUUUCUUGAACCACUGUUAAAAUGAUAAGUAAUAAUUAUAUAAACUGUAGCAGAAAACACAGUCAAGAAAUCUAAUCUAUGUUAAUCUUGUGCUCGAUGCAGCAGCAGCAACAAAAGAUAAAAUCAACCAAAAGUAAUACUCGUUGCAAUAGUCGGACAAAAUGAUACUUAUUAGCAAAAAAAAAAAAAA